UGCAGCGAUAUGGCAAGCGCAAACAAGUUUUCGUGCCACAUCAUCCUCGAAGAAGCCCUUGAACAAUUGUGUCAAACUCGCCUCAGUUCAUGAUGGCCACCGGCUGACGCGCUAUCACGUGCACCCACAGAGGGUUUGAACUGCCCAAUGCCCCUGCACCCGCAUCGCCACUUUUCACAGCUCAUUGUGCCAUUUCAGCCAACAAACAGCAAAGGCUCCAGGCAGCGACACGAGAGGCUGUCUGCCUGUAUUACGGUGAAUUGUUGCCAUCGUCUUCUGCCUGAUCGUCCACAGCACCUCGAGCCAGUCGGCCCUUGCCCUUGGAGCUGGAAGUUGCGCUUCGAAAGGUACCUGCGGAGGAACAUGCCAUAUAUUUGAGCAUAUCUAUGUCUGCCCGAUAUUCCUGGCCAGACCCUCAACGGUGGCGAUCGACGGCAAUUGACAAUACACUUUGCGGGGCGCUGCUCGUAAAGAGCUGUAGGACAUGGCUGGCAUCUCUAGAGCGGUCGCAGCUGAUAUCCUAUCUCACCUGCUCAACACCCUCGAGUACCCGCCACAGGAGAGGCAUCGGAAGAGAUACAGUAGCUUGGUCGAAGGCAACGAGGCGGCCCUGCAUAGAUACCUGUUCUCAUGCCUCCGCCCGGAAGUUCUCGAGGUCUUCAGUCACCAAUCCUCUCUUCCGUCUUGGGCAACCCUGAGGAAGUUGAACGAGCAGGGUCCUCCGCCGCCAGAUGCGGCUGGUGUCUACCUAAAUAUCAUCCGUGGCACCGACGGCCAUGACAGGCUGUACGUUGGGCAGACUACUCGCCUGAAUCAGCGCAUCUUUCGCCAGCACAUGAAUUUUCGCUAUCGCCGAGACAACAGGUCUCUCCACUACCAUGCCAUCGAGUACAGCAGUUGGAACAACUUUGUCGUGCUAGCCGUUCCGCCACCACCUUCUGGGUCACUCCCAUCGUGGCUUCGUGGGAGCAAUCCCCAGCUAAUACUCAAUGUCCUCGAGAUGUGGUGUGCGCUUAUGUUCAAGACAUUGCCACGGAACACCUUUGAAGACUGGCUGCCGGAAAAGUAUCUCGACGCUGAGCAUGCAGAUUGGUUUCCGCUCAAUUUGGCCCUGCCACUGGACCAGGGAGACCAUGAGCUUGGCGCUACCGUGGAUUGGGGUGAGGCGUUACGAAACGCCAAUGACCCUCUCGCAAGAGGAUAUGCCUCGGGACGCGCACCGACUUCGACAUCGCUGUCGGUGCAGCACGAGAAGCCGGCCGAGGUAGAGUCGGCGGGACUGGGAGCAAGCAGCAUUGUACUGCUGGCCUUUGCUGCCGGAUUUGUGGCAGGAGCUUUCUGGCAGAAGAGGUAAAGCUCCUGUAGCCACGCUCUGGCUCGUUCAUGAAUGUGGCUAAGAAUGUUGGUGCCCGAAGAGGCCACAGCAGACGCACGCAGGCACAGCGUGCAGAACAUUAAGCGAUCGACGGGGUCAUGCUAGGGCACAGAGCAUUACUGUAAUUGACGGAACGCUAUUGGAGCCGCAUGGGACCGCAUGGGACCGCACUGGAGUACGCGGCGGGACUGGAGCUGAUGAUGUCAUGGGCCUAAGGUCCACGUUGCGAUCACGUUUGCUUUAGCGACGAUCAGUAACGUGACCAGAUCCACAACCUCAAGAGAGGCCAUCAAACCGCUUCAAUAGUUGCCCUUUUGACCGUUCAGAGGUUCCUCACUCGUUCAAUUUCUUUGCGGAAGAGAUUUCUGUUCAAUGCCCACCUUGCAGCAAGAAUGUUCUCAUACCAGGUCAUUUCACAAAGUCUGCUUCCAACGCGUAACCCGUGGCGAGCAUUGGCG
Microdochium trichocladiopsis is the source of this 1833-nucleotide messenger RNA. RefSeq lists its product as uncharacterized. Bases 485 to 1354 code for a protein of 289 amino acids. The record is from RefSeq and is a predicted model, not a curated record. The transcript is spliced from 2 exons. Lineage: Eukaryota; Fungi; Ascomycota; Sordariomycetes; Xylariales; Microdochiaceae.